Molecule: messenger RNA, 1386 nt
Organism: Pistacia vera
Lineage: Eukaryota; Viridiplantae; Streptophyta; Magnoliopsida; Sapindales; Anacardiaceae
Product: putative pentatricopeptide repeat-containing protein At3g16710, mitochondrial
Exons: 3
Coding region: 1-1386 (461 amino acids)
Molecular function (GO): protein binding
Source: RefSeq, a predicted model, not a curated record
AUGUUGCUCAAAAACUUGAUUCCUCGUUUUUCUUCUUCUCCUUCUUUGUUCACAAAACCAGGUAAAGUGACUACAGCUAUUCCACAAUAUUUAGCACUUAAAGUAACCCAGCUUGAGAAAUUCCUGAAAAAUGAUUGUAAAGAAGGUAAUGUCACUCUUGAUGAAGCACGAUAUUUCUUUGGAUACAUGAUUCAUAUGCAACCCAAACCACCAAUUUCAUCAUUCCACCGGUUAUUUGGAGCACUGGCUAAGAAAAAGUUUUAUGAAGACGUUAAUUUGCUUUACAAGCGAGUGGAUUCAAUGGGGUUGUUGCCAGAUUUAAUUACUUUGACUAUUCUGAAUCAUUGCUUUUGCAAUGUGGGUCGAGUUUGUGAUGUUUUUGUUGUUUUUGGGAGGAUUUUGAGCUGGGAUUCUAGCCCUAGUGUUGUGACUUUUAAUUCUUUUAUUAAAGGUUUGUGUUUGGAGAAUAGGAGUAUGGAGGCUGAGGAGUUGUUCAAGAAAACGGCUGUGUUUGGGGUUAGGCCUAACGUGAUUACAUGUGGGACUUUGAUUAACGGGUUGUGUAGAACAGGUGAUACCAGUAUUGCACUUAGGAUACACGAAGAGAUGGUGGAUCAAGGUUUGCAGCCUAAUGUGGUGAUGUAUAAUACAGUGAUAAGUGGGUUUUGCAAGGAGGGGAAGAUGGAAGAAGCUAAUGGGUAUUUGGAAUUAAUGAUUCAAAGAGACAUAUUUACUUAUACAACUUUGAUGGAUGGUUAUUGCUUGCUGCAUAGAUCUAAUGAUGCAAAGGAGCUGCUAAUCUUUAUGGAGAGUAAGGGUUGUAAGCCUGAUGGAUUUGUUGUUUUUAGUUUGGAGGCUAUGGAGUUGUUCAAGAAAAUGGCUGUGUUUGGGGUCAGGCGUGACGCGCUUACGUAUUGGACAUUAAUUAAGCGGUUGUGUCAGACAGGGAACACUAGCAUUGUGCUUAGAUUGCAUGAAGAAAUGGUUGCUGGUAAUGGUGAAGGGGUUGUUAUCUGCAAGCCUGAUAUUGUUUCUUAUGGUAGUAUUAUAGAUGGUCUUUGCAAAGAUGGGUUGGUAGAUAAGGCAAAAGAAUUGUUUUUGGAAAUGAAGGGGAAGACAAUUAAGCCAGAUGUGGUUGUUUUUAACUCUCUAAUUUACGGUUGUUGUUUUGUGGGAAAUUUGGAGGAGGCUAAAGGCUUGUUUGUUGAGAUGGCAGAUCAAGGUUUGCAGCCUAAUUUGCUGGCGUAUAAUACAAUGGUAAGUGGGUUUUGCAAAGAGAGGAAGAUAGAGGAAGCUAAUUGGUUGUUGGAAUUGAUUAUUCAAAGAGGUUUGGAAAUUAGAAAAUGCUAUCAGUCUUUAUAUGGGAAUGAUUUCAAAGGGAAUUAA